This is a messenger RNA of Annulohypoxylon maeteangense, 2579 nucleotides long. RefSeq names its product carbohydrate-binding module family 20 protein. Gene Ontology annotation, biological process: polysaccharide catabolic process. The record is from RefSeq and is a predicted model, not a curated record. NCBI's taxonomy places the organism in Eukaryota, Fungi, Ascomycota, Sordariomycetes, Xylariales, Hypoxylaceae. Gene Ontology annotation, cellular component: fungal-type vacuole. The transcript has 3 exons. Gene Ontology annotation, molecular function: starch binding; glucan 1,4-alpha-glucosidase activity. Bases 473 to 2476 code for a protein of 667 amino acids.
AUAGUCCGAGUGUAUUAUAUAUCUAAACUAACCUUGGUAUUCAGGGGUCCCUUUACCGAAUCUGUCCAUCCCGUACUUGCUCGUAUGCACGCCAGUUGCAGUCUGCAGUUACUGGCGACCUACCACCCCAGAGCGGCCCGAUUCUAGAUUCCCCAGGUUGUCACUUGGUUGGCUGCCGUCGACACCACAAGCUCUUGGGCUAUACUUCUUCAGCACAAACGUCAUUUAACCUCCUGGCGGAGUUUGCUUUCACAGCGUCGCAUUGGCCCCGUUUAAUGCCGCCCGGCUGGCUUCCCUAGUAACGACGUUUUGACCGAGAAGUAUCGCCGCAACAGGUCUGAAAUUCGGCCCUACCCGCUGGUUCAGUGUGGGAUACCGGUCAGGUGUCCAAAAGAGGCAAAGAGCUUCAUCACGAUGCUGCUGGAAAGCUUCGAAUAGAUUACAGAUUAGGUACAUAUAAGAACGAUCGAAGAUGGACGUCUUGCAGAUCUCAAGUUGGAGCAUCCUCUCAAGCAACAGUAGCUCAGUCAUACUGCCUAUCAUGCAAGGGUUCACUUCUCUGUUUCUUCUCGGCAGCGCUGCCUUCCAGACUGUCUUCGGUAUACCUGGUCUCUCCGAGCAGGUCAAACGAGACCCUCAUGUUCUCAAGAGGGCCGUCGAUAGCUUCUUAACCACUGAGGAGCCCAUUGCCCUUGAGCAGCUCUUGUGCAAUAUCGGAUCCGGUGGCUGCCACUCUUCUGGGGUAGCUAACGGUCUCGUCAUUGCUUCUCCAUCAAAGAGCAACCCCGACUACUUCUAUACAUGGACCCGUGACGCUGCCCUUGUCUACAAGGCCAUUGUCGACCGAUUUGCCCACAGCUAUGAUGCCACUCUGCAGACUCAGAUCCAGAACUACAUCACUUCUCAGGCCAAGCUCCAGACUAUUUCUAACCCUUCUGGUUCGUUCUCUGAUGGAACAGGUCUAGCAGAGCCUAAGUACUUGGUCGACGGUAGUCCUUUCACCGGUGGCUGGGGUCGUCCCCAGCGAGAUGGUCCGGCUCUUCGAGCCAUUGCUUUGAUUGGAUACUCCAAGUGGCUUGUUUCGAACGGAUACACCUCGACUGCUAACAGUGUCGUCUGGCCCAUCAUCGCCAACGAUCUCGCCUACGUUGCUCAGUACUGGAACCAGACCGGCUUUGACCUUUGGGAAGAAGUCCAAGGCAGCUCGUUCUUCACCAUUGCCGCCCAGCACCGAUCUCUCGUCGAGGGAAGCGCCCUUGCUAAGACUCUCGGCAAGACCACCUCCACCUAUGACGCUAUUGCUCCUCAUAUCCUUUGCUUCUUGCAGACCUUCUGGUCUUCCAGCGGCUACGCUUUGGCCAACAUCAACGUGAACAACGGCCGAACCGCCAAGGACGCGAACGUCAUCCUAGCUUCGAUCCACACCUUUGACCCUGCUCUCGGCUGCGACGCUGCUACCUUCCAGCCCUGCUCCGACCGGGCUCUUGCUAGCCACAAGGUCGUCGUCGACUCCUUCCGCUCCAUCUACACCAUCAACUCGGGUAUCGGCUCAGGAUCCGCUAUCGCCGUCGGACGAUACCCCGAGGACACCUACUACAACGGUAACCCGUGGUACCUCAACACCCUCGCAGCCGCCGAGCAGCUCUACGACGCUCUGUAUGUCUGGCAGAGCACUGGCUCCAUCACGGUCACCUCUACCUCCCUCUCUUUCUUCCAGAAUCUCGUCUCUGGUGUUUCCACCGGCACCUACGCCUCCAGCUCUGCCACUUACACCUCCAUCUACAACUCCGUCUUCAGCUACGCUGAUGGUUUCGUCGAUAUCGUCUCCAAGUACGCCUCCUCCAACGGCUCCCUUGCCGAGCAGUUCGACCGUGCCAGCGGUGCCCCCUUGUCCGCUCGCGACCUGACCUGGUCGUAUGCUUCCCUCCUGACCGUCGCUGCCCGACGUGCCGGUGUCGUUCCGGCCGGCUGGGGAUCCGGUUCUGCCGCUACCUCGGUUCCCGGCAGCUGCGCAGCGACCUCGAUCAGGGGCACCUACUCCGUUGCCCCUACCCCUACUUUCCCCCCCAACCAGACGCCCAUCGGCAACGGCACUGUCCCUACCUCCACCUUCACCAUCCCUACUGCUACCACCACCGGCGGCGGUUGUACUGCCGCUACGGCCGUCGCCGUGACAUUCCAGGAACUGAAGACGACAACCUGGGGCCAGACCGUCAAGAUCGUCGGCAACGUCGCCGCGCUCGGAAACUGGGAUACCAGCAAGGCUGUCGCUCUAAGCGCCUCAUCCUACACCGCCAGCCAGCCUCUGUGGAAGGGCGUCGUGACUCUUCCCGUCGGCCAGGCCAUCCAGUACAAGUACAUCGUCGUGAACACCGACAACUCGAUCACCUGGGAGGCCGACCCGAACCACUCCUACACCAUCUCCCAGACCUGCUCCAGCUCCGUCACCAAGGACGUCGACACCUGGCAGAGCUAGAGGAAGAACGAAGAUAUGAUUUCACGAGAUUGUUGAUUAAAAUUUGGGGUUGCCCCCGUUAUUAGACUGGAGGAAAACAUAUGGCGGAGAAAAAUGAAACAUG